Messenger RNA from Salvia splendens (bonfire salvia), 615 nucleotides. Its product is annotated as basic leucine zipper 43. Lineage: Eukaryota; Viridiplantae; Streptophyta; Magnoliopsida; Lamiales; Lamiaceae. Gene Ontology annotation, biological process: regulation of DNA-templated transcription. The record is from RefSeq and is a predicted model, not a curated record. Gene Ontology annotation, molecular function: DNA-binding transcription factor activity. The transcript has a single exon. Bases 105 to 551 code for a protein of 148 amino acids.
UACUAGUACAGUCCAGACGGUCUUUUACUUGUUUCCGAUGCUAUAAAUACAAACCCAUUCUUCAUCCUCGAACUCAACAACCAACAAACGUAGAGUAAACAAAAAUGCAAACAAACCAAAUGAAUGAGCUUCAGUAUCUCCUUCAAUCAAACCACCUAUCCCAAUUGGUCGACAUUAACAACACGAACCCCCUCUACCAAGUGCAGAAAUGGGGGUGCGUGAGCAGCAACUCGGCGACCUCGGACGAGGCAGAGGAUCAGCAGCAGAUGAGUAUUAUAAACGAGCGGAAGCAGCGGAGGAUGAUCUCCAACAGGGAGUCCGCGAGGCGGUCGAGGAUGCGGAAGCAGCAGCAGCUGGACGAGCUCUGGUCGCAAGUGCUUUGCCUCAGGAAUGAGAACCACCAGCUGAUCGAAAAACUCAACCACGCCCUCCACACCAACGAUCGCCUCCUGCACGAGAAUUCGCAGCUUAAAGAGGACGCGUCUGAGCUUCGACAGAUGCUCGCUCACAUGCACCUCAAUUCUCCCCCUCCUCCUUCUCACUUUGAUUGAAUUAAUGCUACUAUUCUUGUCUUUUCAUAUGUACAUUAAUUAUUAUUGCUACUGCUUAUUGAAA